AUGAAAAAACAAACUUCUAGUAAAAAUAAGCCAACGGGUACACCAAUAAUUAAGGAAACACCAUCUAAAGUUGCUGCAAAUGCACUAUCCGACUUAGACCUAAAUAAAAGUUCGGAAGCAAAGACCAAUCUAAAUACUAAUUUACAAACAGUCCAAGAAGGUAAUCAAGAGGGAGGAGAGAGUAAAAACGAAGCUGUUGCAGCUAGAGAGUUGGCUGAGAGGUUAACUAAAGCUAAUGAAGAUCACCAAGCGUUUAAGAAGAAACAUGCUGUUCAUCGUCAUAAAUUAAAAGACAUGGAAAAAGAUGAGCCAUUAUUGGUUGAAAAUAAACAUCGUUUUGUUAUAUUUCCAAUUCAAUAUCACGACAUCUGGCAGGCUUAUAAGAGAGCAGAAGCCUCUUUUUGGACUUCAGAAGAAAUUGAUUUGUCUAAAGAUAUACAUGAUUGGAACGAUGUAUUGAAUGAAAAUGAAAGAUUUUUCCUUUCUAGGGUUUUGGCAUUUUUUGCUGCCAGUGAUGGUAUUGUUAAUGAAAAUUUGGUAGAGAAUUUUUCUGCUGAAGUUCAAAUUCCGGAAGCCAAGUGUUUCUACGGUUUUCAAAUCAUGAUGGAAAAUAUACAUUCUGAAACAUACUCUUUGUUAAUAGAUACUUAUAUCAAAGACCCCAAGGAAUAUGAUUUUCUAUUGAACGCUAUUGAGACCAUUCCACAGAUUAAGGAGAAGGCUGAAUGGGCCAUCAGAUGGAUUCAAGACUCUGAUGCCUUGUUUGGUGAAAGGUUGGUAGCUUUUGCCGCUGUAGAGGGUGUUUUUUUUAGUGGUUCCUUUGCUGCCAUUUUUUGGUUAAAGAAAAAAGGUUUGAUGCCAGGGUUAACAUUUUCUAAUGAGUUGAUUUGUAGAGAUGAAGGUUUACACACUGAUUUUGCUUGUUUGUUGUUUGAGCAUUUGAAGAAUAAGCCCGACCCAAAAAUUGUGGAGAGAAUAAUUACAGAGGCUGUUGAAAUUGAAAAGAGGUAUUUUAUCGAAGCUAUACCUGUUGCUUUGCUAGGUAUGAAUGCCGAUUUGAUGAAUCAAUAUGUUGAAUUUGUUGCUGAUAGACUAUUGGUUGCCUUAGGUAAUGAGAAAUACUUUAAAGUUACCAAUCCAUUCGACUUUAUGGAAAAUAUAUCUUUGGCUGGUAAGACCAAUUUCUUUGAAAAGAGAGUUUCCGAUUAUCAAAAAGCUGGUGUCAUGGCUAAAAGUAAUAAAUCCGAACCAGAUACUGGUGCAUUCAAUUUUGAUGAAGAUUUCUAA
Molecule: messenger RNA, 1287 nt
Organism: Saccharomycodes ludwigii
Lineage: Eukaryota; Fungi; Ascomycota; Saccharomycetes; Saccharomycodales; Saccharomycodaceae
Gene: RNR4
Product: ribonucleotide-diphosphate reductase subunit RNR4
Exons: 1
Coding region: 1-1287 (428 amino acids)
Biological process (GO): deoxyribonucleotide biosynthetic process
Molecular function (GO): oxidoreductase activity
Source: RefSeq, a predicted model, not a curated record